Molecule: messenger RNA, 1868 nt
Organism: Haliotis rubra (blacklip abalone)
Lineage: Eukaryota; Metazoa; Mollusca; Gastropoda; Lepetellida; Haliotidae
Product: chitin deacetylase 7-like
Exons: 8
Coding region: 151-1125 (324 amino acids)
Biological process (GO): carbohydrate metabolic process
Source: RefSeq, a predicted model, not a curated record
GGUACUUAAUAACGGGAACGUCAGAGAGACUGUCAGUCUGACCCGAGGGACACUGUCGUACACAUCAGUACACCAGCACCCGUGUAGACCGCCAGCAACCGUACACCUGCACCAGAAGUAACCGCUUAUAUACAGAAUCUCAUCGUAGCCAUGAUGUUGUCACUGGUUCUGCUGUGUUGCGUUUUGGCGAGUGUGUCGGCGCAGUGUCAGCCUGGCGGGAACUGUCAGCUCCCAGAUUGCCGCUGUUGGUUCGAUGAGGAUAUCCCAGGAAGCCUUGCACCAGACGAAACCCCCCAGGUCGUCCUAGUGACGUUCGAGGACGCUGUGAACGAGGUGAACGCUGACAUGUACAAGUCCCUAUUCACAGGUACAAAUCCUAAUGGCUGUCCAGUCCGGGGAACAUUUUUCAUUAAGAACCUCGACACCAACUACGACAUCGUCCGAGACUUGUUCGACGACGGCCACGAGAUUGGAGCCAACUCCCUGGAUGGUACCUACCCGACAAACGAAGAAGACUGGAGAACAGUGUUGCAGACGAUAAAAGCUGAACUUGCGGAUGUUGGUAUAGCCGGAAAUCAAGUGAAGGGUGUCAGAGCACCAGAGCUGAGAGCCGGUGGCAUUGACGAGUUCAUCGGCAUGGGCGAAAACGACUUUGACUACGACGCCUCCUGUAUUAGUUCCGAGUUUGAUCAACAGUCCAACCUGAAGUGGCCAUACACCUACGACUUCAUCCCCGGACCAGCGUGCAACAACGGCGAGCCGCCGAACGCGCCGUUCCCUGGCAAAUGGCAGUUUCUUGUGGCCAGCCUCAAUUUCAAUGGAUCAACGUGCGCAACUCCAAGUGCCUGUACCAACGUGUUCACCCAGAGCGACGUCUUCGACCUGUUCUUCGACAGCUUCGCCAAGCACUAUGACGGGGACCGCUCCCCCUUCACUCUCAUCAUCAACCCCGACUUCGUCCUGGUGCCGUACAAGCUGGCGGGGCUGCAGGAAUUCCUGGAGUAUGUCAGGGCAGCAUUCCAGGACACUUGGAUUCUACCUAUGAGCAAGAGCAAGGCGCUGGACUGGAUCAAGGACCCCACUCCCAACCUGAACAUCACCACCUUCCAGCCCUGGUCCUGCUAGCGAGCUGACUGUGAAGCUCCAUCACUACUACUACCAGUAGUACAAGCAGUAGAAGACUCGACCAUCAUAAUCCGCCGUCCGUGACACAGACUUUAUAACAACUCACAUUGUCUUAGUCAUCCGUUGUUAUAAAGCUGUGUGAUUAACCUUAUCUGAUACUGCUCCCAGUUGUCAAUCUCCUCUCCUCAGUCCACUUGCCACCCCUAUAUCUAACUCCCUACCCUCGUGUAGUGUCACCUAUAUCUGACUCUCUACCCUCAUAUACCGUCACCUAUAUCUGACUCUCUACCCUCAUAUAUCGUCACCUAUAUCUGAUUCCCUACCCCCAUAUAGUGUCACCUAUAUCUGACUCUCUACCCCUCAUAUACCGUCACCUAUAUCUGACUCCCUACCUCUCAUAUACCGUCACCUAUAUCUGAUUCCCUACCCCUCAUAUACCGUCACCUAUAUCUGACUCUCUACCCUCAUAUACCGUCACCUAUAUCUGACUCUCUACCCCUCAUAUACCGUCACCUAUAUCUGACUCUCUACCCCUCAUAUACCGUCACCUAUAUCUGACACUCUACCUCUCAUAUACCGUCACCUAUAUCUGAAUCUCUACCCCCCAUAUAGUGUCACCUAUAUCUAACUCCCUACCCCCCUAUAGUGUCACCAAUAUCUGAUUCCCUACCCCUCAUAUAGUGUCACCUACAUCUGACUCCCUGUCAACUCUAAUUACAACAUGUAAUAAAGUCAUUGCUGUA